AUGGACUUGUGGAACUGGGAUGAAGCAUCGCCACAGGAAGUGCCCCCGGGGAACAGGCUGUCAGGGCUGGAAGGAGCUGAGCUCGGCUUCUAUUUCCAUGAACUGGCGCUCCAAGGAAACACGCUGACAGAGGAGACAUCCUGGAAAGGUGUUUGUGGGCUGGGACUCCUGAGGCCGCCGCCACAGCGGGACUGGAGUUCUGCGUCACCGCACCCAGAAGCUCCAUGCGGGGCGGAACACACCUCUCGGGCUCUUCCAUGGUCGGGAGACUGGACUCACAUGGCUUGCACCCGCUCAGAAGCUUGGAGCAGCGACUCGCCGGCCCUCGGCCCCGCCCCUUCUAGCCUGAACCCCGCCUCCUUCGCGGGGUCUAAUGGGGUUGAGGGCCAGGACUACACCACCUCCUGGAAAGGAGCCAACUGGUGUUCGCGCGCCCCCGCCGCAGCCAGCACCACUAGCUGGGACUGUUCUAUUGGCUCCGACGGCGCCACCUACUGGGGCAAGGGCUUCGGCGAGGAGCCGCGCGCCGACUACACCACGUCGUGGGGCGAGGCUGCCUGCGGCGACUAUCCCACCCACUGGGACUCGGGGCUGCAUAUGGAUUGCACCACCUCUUCGAAGCAGUACCAGAGUUCAGAUAUCACCAUUUGCUCCGAACCGAGCCAGCAGUCGGACCGCACAACUUUGGCUCGUUACUCCAAAACUAACCACCGAGGUCCCAUUCAGCUGUGGCAGUUCCUUCUGGAGCUGCUUCAAGACGGGGCGAGUAGCAGCUGUAUCCGCUGGACCGGCAACAGCCGCGAGUUCCAGCUGUGCGACCCCAAAGAGGUGGCGCGGCUGUGGGGGGAGCGCAAGAGGAAACCCGGCAUGAAUUACGAGAAGCUGAGUCGAGGCCUGCGCUACUACUACCGCCGCGACAUCGUGCGCAAGAGCGGUGGGCGCAAGUAUACGUACUGCUUCGGGGGCCGCGUGCCCUGCCUGGCUUCUCCCGACCGCGAAAGAGGUGAACAGGGAGCAGCGACCCAAUAAAAAUAUCCCGUCAAA
Pteropus alecto (black flying fox) is the source of this 1044-nucleotide messenger RNA. It is a transcript of the gene ETV2, whose product is annotated as ETS variant 2. NCBI's taxonomy places the organism in Eukaryota, Metazoa, Chordata, Mammalia, Chiroptera, Pteropodidae. The coding region runs from base 1 to 1029 and encodes 342 amino acids. Gene Ontology annotation, biological process: regulation of transcription by RNA polymerase II; cell differentiation. Gene Ontology annotation, molecular function: DNA-binding transcription factor activity, RNA polymerase II-specific; sequence-specific DNA binding. The transcript is spliced from 6 exons. Gene Ontology annotation, cellular component: nucleus. The record is from RefSeq and is a predicted model, not a curated record.